AAGAAUAUGGCGGAGAAUGGAUUUCCCCAUUUGAUUUGAAGAUGACUGGUAAAGUUCGUGGAAGGGGUCGGGGGCGUGGGAGGGGACGGGGACGAGGUCGUAAGACAGCACAAGUGAACCGAGAAUCGGAACCGGAACCAGAACCAGCACAGGAAGCAGAGAGUCUGAAUAUUCACGAACAAUCUGAGGAAAGUAAUGAUGAACCACCCCCUGAACCACCCCCCGAACCACCCCCAAUCUUCAAAACUGCGUUUCCUCCAGAACCAGUUCACCAGAACCAACGACUACGCUGGGAUCACAAGGUGAACCUAAUCGGUGAGAAAGUUGUCGACCCUCUGAUUCACUGCUGUGAAAGGUGUACCUUGCCCAUUCUAAUCUAUGGACGACUGAUUCCAUGCAAGCAUGUAUUCUGUUUUGAUUGUGCAAGAAAAACUGAAAAAAAGUGUACAAGGUGUGAAGACCCAGUCCAGCGUAUCGAACAGUCGGCUCUGGGAACUGUGUUUAUCUGUACGUACGGCGCUCCGAAACACACGGCCGCGGGUUGCCGACGGACCUACCUGUCACAGAGAGACUUAGAUUCUCACAUAAGUCAUCGCCACCUCAAGAAAUCAGAGCCUGCCAAGUCUUCAUCGAGUGAGAAGUCGUCGCACCAUCACGCCCCAUUCAUCUCGACGGGUCACCCCACGAUGACGUCAGCAGGCCAACAGCCAGUGAGCUCGGCCCCCCAUCACACGGCGAUCCCCCCCAACCACCAACCCAUGGAGAUCCAGCAGGCCGCAUCCAACAUCCCGCAGAGACAGGUGGUGGAGCAGGGAGUGUUCCGACCCCUCGACGGAAACCCGCUCGUCCAGACUCACGUGGCCGUGCAGCCGGGCCUCGUCCAGCAGAUGGCCGUGUCUCACCCGCAGAUGCACCAGCCACCCCCCCAGACCCUCCAGGUGUCCCUGCCGCAGGGUCUGCCGGGCGUCAUGACUACCAUAGAGAGUUAUCAGACUUCUUCCAUCCCCGUGAUGGCAGGCAGCAGAACGAAUCUGAUAACGGUUCCGAUACAGGAGGGCUCCAGCAUGGAGAAGUACCAAACAAACUAUGUCCCCGGCAGUGUGUACUCGGGACACCUGGCUAACACUAUCCCGCCAGCCGGGUUCGGACAGGUACCACCGCCAGGCCUGCCCCCCACCCACAUACCCCCUAUCAGACAGCCGUUUCCACCGUCGACGAUGGCAGCCGCUGCCAUGCACCAGCAGGUUCCUCCAUCCUCAUACGGACAGCCGAUCAGCCAGGGUCCGACGAUGUUCUCCUCCUCGACAAUGCCCCUGACUCUAGGACACCCACAGCACCAGGUCCCUGUUUCUCGAGCCCCCCCGGGGUCCAUUCCCCACCAGAUCCCAGGUGCGGUCCUCACGUCCAUGUCUAAUGCCCCCACGGGACAUCUUGCUGGUCCACCCAUACUGGUGGGUAUUCCAGGGCCCCAGGGGCCCAGGCAGCAGUCGCAAGCCCCUCCAAGGUUUUCCAGCCCCCACGGACACUUCGACGAUGGUCUUGGACCCCCGUUUAAUCAGCCUGGCAGUCCCAGGAUGCACUGGACUGGUCCCCAAGCACGGGGUCCACCCCCCGUGUCAGGAGGAGGGGGUCCUAUGCAACACCCUCCCCCUCAGCGACCCCAAGGAGACUCUGGUCCUUUUGGUCAAUACUAUUAAGAUAAUAUUUUAUACAAAGAUGUGCUUCACAGAUCAAUAUGUAUAUUGGUGCCAAUAUAAAUUGUUUGUAUUAUUGAAUUAUGUUACUUUUAUUUUUAUUACCCACCUGGUGAAUGUAUAGCUGUGUCGCAAUAAUACCAUAAAGACCACCAGUGUAAUAUAGAUGUUAGAUAAUAUGUGUAAUGAACACAUGCACGCACACAUACACACAGUCUCGCUAAAGUGGGAGAAAGUUUUAAUUUACACACUUAUUAUUUAAUUGUAUUGUUUGGAUAUGUGCAGGAAACACACUCGCUGUUACUAGCUUGCUCCAAAGUGUAAAAUUGUUCAGUAAAUUGGUAAUUUACACUGUUAUUAUUUGGAUUACAGAUCGACAAAUUAAGUAUUUUUAGUCCUGUCAGUUUCUCUGUUUUUAGUGGCACUUUUACAUUAGUAUAACAAUUUUACAAAUGGCGACCCUGGGUUAUAUUUUAGAGCAGAGGUUUCCGAUACCAUUCUGCUCCUGUAUAAAAUGCUGAUACAUAAAUGUCCAAAAUGCUGAAAUUUAUGGAUUUUCUGAUAGAUAUUACAUUCUUUGAAGGUGGGUAAUAAAUAAAAUAUCCCACCUUUUUCGUUAAGAUAUAAAUUUUAUGAAACUCUAGUAACUUUCCUUUUAUCUCACCUUACUCAGAUACUGGGAAAGUUAGCUUGUUUUGUCAAAAUGAUAUGUGUCGAUAAUGAGUGUAGUAUUCUGUAUGUAUCUGGAGAGUAGAAAAACAACUAUGCUACUAGUAUUAACAUACUGCUGUCAAGUUGUUGCAUCAAACUGAUACUGCAGAUUCUCUUUUAUUUGAAACUUAUUGCCUAAGUAACUGGUCAUUAAUUUGAUUUGUGAUUUCCAAAAUUGAAAGUUUGUUGUGUCUCGUCACUAUUUUGUAUAGCAGAACAUAAAACUGUGAGCACACUUCUUAUUUAAAGCUGAAAUACCAUCUUUACUUGCUGACUUGGUAAAAGAAUAGACCGUAUGGCAUCGUUCUGUACUUAAAGGGCUCCAAAUUGGGAAGCAACAGGUCUUACAACUACAUGAUUUGUCAUUUUGUGGUUCUAUGUACGGGAAUCAUUUCUGUUCAUCAUAAUUAUGGGAUUUGCUGUUCCCUACACCUCCCCCUAUUCAAAAUUAUCUAAUAUAACAGUCAAGUUUGUUUUGUUCUGAACUGCAAACAAAUAAGUUUGAUUGCAAGGGGAACUCUUUCAUAUAAUUAAAUUUAUCGCCAACGCUAUACCACUGAUUAGUUGAAUUUAUAAUAUCUUUAUUGGGUUUGCUGGGGGAGACGGUUUUGUUGUAAGUUUCAAAUAUGAGGUAAAAACACAGCUGAUAUUUAAGUCACAUUUGUUGGAGUAAACAAACAACAAAUAUUUUAAAAUAGUAACUAUUGUUUGCUGGGUAUUCAUUAAAACAACUUGUUAAAAUAUUGAAGUAGGUGUUAAAAUAUAUAUUUUAUGAGAAACAUUUCAAGGCAAGCUUGUUGUAAAGGGCACCUCUGUAUAAGGGGUAUGUUUUAUAUUUGUAUGAAGGUUAUCUGCAUAUAACACCUUUUUUUUUCUUCUUUUUUUUUGGUAGACUCCUUGGGUGGCUUUUGUUAAACGUUUUGACAGUUUUAAAUGUUACACUGUGCACUUAAUAAUGUCUCAUCUGAUAGGAAUUGGGAGACCUUGCUGUGAUUAUUAUUACAUAUUGUGAUGUAUUUCUUUUAUUCUUUUCAUUGGCAUUGAUUUUUUUAGGCAAAUCAUAACAUUACUAAAAUAAAUAUUAAAACAAAAAUGAGUUGAUUGACUUGAUGGUGUAGUACAUUUUUCUUUAGUGUGACCUGAAGUCCCCAGUCUUGGGCACAUGGUGUUAUGAUGGGUACACCAACACUACAAAAUACAGUUAGAGAACUCUUACAGUUAUCAACAUUUUAUUUUUAUUUUUUUACGUCCAUCUUCCUCUUUCUUAAAAAUGCUUUCAAAAUGUUGAUUUUGCUAGGGUUAUUUUGGGUGUGUAUGUCAAGUUUUGUAUGGAUUUAAAAAAGAAGAAAAAAAAGCAUACUUUGGCAUUAAUUCUAUCACUCCUAGCAUGCUGUGUUUAUUUUUUAUUAAAUGUUGAUAUUGUGAACGUCUGCUAAAUGUAUCAUGUAGUGUACGGGUAUAUCAAGUAAAAUUGCUUGAGAAUAUUAUUGCCAUCAUCCACAUAUUUUAUGAAUAAUUAAACUGCAGUAUUUUGAUAUUGCAUUAGAAUGUUGAAUUUGCAGUUGCAUAUUCAAAUCUUUGUGAAAGACCAAUAAAAAUUGUUUGAUGUU
Gigantopelta aegis is the source of this 4015-nucleotide messenger RNA. RefSeq names its product E3 ubiquitin-protein ligase Hakai-like. Lineage: Eukaryota; Metazoa; Mollusca; Gastropoda; Neomphalida; Peltospiridae. Bases 42 to 1697 code for a protein of 551 amino acids. Gene Ontology annotation, biological process: protein ubiquitination; regulation of cell adhesion. Gene Ontology annotation, molecular function: ubiquitin protein ligase activity. The record is from RefSeq and is a predicted model, not a curated record. The transcript is spliced from 6 exons.